AUGGUCGUGUACACUGGGGGAGAAAGCACUACGAUAAAAUCUCCUCGUCAUCUUCCCCUUCGCCAUGCCCUCCGUAAGGCAGAGCAACAAUCAUCGAGUGAGGAUGAUCCAAAAAGUACGCAUCUCAAUCCUGGAGAAGAAGAGCUACAUUCCUUUUGGGCACCAAGCCUUCCUGCUGGUCCCUCUUACAGAGUCCAAGUCAACCAGACAGUAAAGUCACCAGAGGAACAACAGCCGCUUCAGCUCAAGGGUGCCAAGGAGUUUGUCGUCGAGACCCCUCGUUUCACUUUGGCAGCUGGAUCGAUUUAUUCUAUCUAUCCGCCAUCAGGGUACAGCGAAGACCAUCGCAUUCUACCUCACGUUGUUCUCAGCGAUCCGUUCUUGCCAUGGGAGCGACAAGGCAGUUCGAGAACUCCAGCCUCGUCAGCGAUGAGAUCUCGCGUUCCUUGGCUGGCGCUGAUGGUGUUCACCCAGGAUGAACUGCGACUGUCUCCAGGCGAGGUGGUCAGUGAUAUAGUGGACCUGUCUAAAAAGCAGUCCAAAUCAACACUUGCUACUCGAAUGAGCGUGAAUGAACUACGGUCUGUCAAAGAGAAUGUAGCUCUUCCUUACCAAGAGUUUGAUUUAUCAGGCGAGAAUACCACAGCCGAUUUUAUUUUCCUUCCCAAAACUCUCUUCUCACACAUAUUCCCGGUCGCCACGGAGAAAUCAGGCCGCCAAACGCAUGACAUAUCCUCUUACCAGUAUCUUUCUCACGUGCGGAAGGUGAACACCACCGGAAUGGCAGUGGCGGGCCAAGAAGAUACCGGCAUCUUCUCCAUUAUUGUUUCCCCUCGAUGCGGACCAAUUGAGCCAUUACAGCCCACGACAGUUUCGGUUCAUCUGGUCUCUAUCGAAGGAAUUGAAGAUAAUAUUCCGUUUCCCAUCCCAGAUAACAAGCAACGCGUUGCCCUUUGCUCACUGCAUAGUUGGAAUUACUCUAUACGGCCACCUGGCACGCGAACCAUUCAGGAUUCCUUCCAGCAUCUGGGCGAAAAACUGGGUGUCCUUCGACCUCCACCUCGGAUUAUCGACAGUUUUCAGGGGUCAGAUGAAUUGACCGGCCGGUUGGCCAAAAGACUUCAAGAUGGGUAUUCAUUAGUUAGGUACCGAGCCCAAACAGGGGAAACAACUGUUGCCUUUUUCCGAAGCCCCUUCGCUCCAACUGUUGUGCCUCGAGAGACCCAGCACGAUAACACCUUUGAUGCGGAUUUUGCGCACUGCUCCAACUCGGGUCAGGAUUUGCAGAUUCUCGAUCCCCAAGUUGGAAUCAUGGAUAUUACGUACUCUGUCGCUUGGCAGGUCGGCCGCAUGCUGGCCCUGGGUGAUCAGGCGUUUACUACGGCCUUACUACGUAUCCGUAGCUCGAUUUACGAUGAGACAAUGAAAGAAUGCAAAAGAUUGGCGCUCGCCGAGGACGAAGGUGUCAAUGUGUUGAGCCGAGGUCAGCUUCUCGGUGCUCUGCGUCACAUUCCAGAGCAAUUGGGUGAGAUAACGUCGGAAAGGGAAGAGAUUGACCGAUCGAACCGAUGGCUUCGACGGCACUGGAGAGGAGGAGUUGCCUUAGGUUAUACCGCACGUGGAAUCCGCAAGAGAUAUCUGGACAUCGCAGUCAAGGUAGCACAAAAGCUGGCCAAAUCCACUGAUGACCAGAUCUACAACGAGACCAACGAACCAGUCUCAACAGACUGGAUGAUCGUGUUGAGUUGGGUCAUGGACCGACUGUUCCUACACGGGGUGCCAGCACACUACCUCAUUACUGACCCUAGCCACCUUGAACCAGAACGAUUGAAAUUCUUCCAUAUUGACCCCAACUGGACGGAUGCUAUGAUUGAUGGUGCUUUGAGCCUAGGUAAUCAUCGAGGAGAGGAUCGUGAUCGGGUAGCGAUCAAAUACGCCUUGAACGAAUAUAUAUCCACACCCCAAGCUCCUCUAUCGCACACCCCCCAAAUCCCCACAUAUGGUUUUUAUCUCCGGUCAGAUGUGGUUUCUGGAUUUCCGGAUCUCAGGGUUACCACUUUACCUGAACCAACUGAGCGUGCCCCUCUGCUGCGCCACGAGCUUGUCGCUGACGGCGUCAUGUUGGGCCUGUUAGAUCGUGUCCCAGGAUCGCGUGAUUUGACAGAGCUCGUCUUCACGCAACCGGCCCAUCAACAGCGUUUUGUGGCUGGGUCAUCACUGACCCAAGCCGAGUUGAAAGUCCAUAUCAGAAGACAGUACACGGUGGGCCGGGAUGAGCGCCAAAGUGAUCCGGCAAAAGAUACCUUGAUUGAUACAAGUCCAGUUCACCCGGCUGACCCUAGCCCUAUAUUCGUUUGGGGUACGAAGCCUGACACCGAUGAUCUUCGCAUUCUCCAAGUGUCUCGAUAUGCAAGAUUUCAGCUCGAGACAUUGAAGAAGGAAAUGGGCCAGUUCAGCAGAGAUGGGCAGGAAACAAAUUUUUUCAAUGACGACACCCCGACAUCUGCUUUACUUGCCUUGCAACUUAGCGAUCCGAUAUAUGAAUUUCAUAUCAUUUUGGAUAACGUCUUUUCCGAGGAUAACUCUGGUAAUACACAUGAUCCAGGACCGCGAGUCCUGCAGCGGACAAUUCCUUCUGAGGUUAGCCCUGCAAGCCUGCCAUCUAUCCCAGAGCCGGAGCCUGGAGCAGAAUCCACCGAAUACGCCAGAUGGCAAUCAACCGCGCCACCAGAAGUUACGUCUACACCAGUUAUGUCGAUACCACUCACCUCUCAAGCCGUCGCAGUCUCACCACCAUCCCCAGAUAUCCCGUUCUCUACCCCACAAUCUUACACAUCACACCAAAUCCCUCGCGCGUUGGGUGUCGUACCCGCCAGUCAUCCUCAAUACAAAUGCAACAUCACCAGCGUAGGUUCCGACACAAUCAACGUGACCCAAGAAAACCUACCCCAGAGCCUAAUAUUCUCAAUUCAAGUCCUAAACAACUACAGCCCAGAUUACAAAAUUCAAGCAUUCGACAUCUGGCUCCCACUGGGCGAGGUCGAUCCGUACAGUCCCAAACUUCUCAAAACCUACCAGGGCCCACGGCCUACCAUGCUGAGUAACCUGCGGUUCAAUGUAAUUCACAGGUUUCCCAGGCUGGAUGACAAACUACAUUUGCAGCUCACUGCCAUGCCACGCAGUAUGAAGAGGUUUGUCCCGGCGAAUAUGGUUUCCGAGAUGAGUUUUGUGUUGGGUUUGGUAAGAGUGAAUAAGUUUGCUUCACCAGAAACGCGGUUUCGGGUCAGGACGCAGGUGCGCUAUCGGUUGGAUCGGAUACCUACUUUCGAUGGGUAUAUUGAUGUUGUUCUUAAGAAUGUAUAA
This is a messenger RNA of Talaromyces rugulosus, 3363 nucleotides long. RefSeq lists its product as uncharacterized. Lineage: Eukaryota; Fungi; Ascomycota; Eurotiomycetes; Eurotiales; Trichocomaceae. The record is from RefSeq and is a predicted model, not a curated record. Bases 1 to 3363 code for a protein of 1120 amino acids. The transcript has a single exon.